AUGAGUCGACACUUUAGUUCCAGGUCUGGGUACCGGAGCGGAGGAGGCUUCAGCUCUGGGUCUGCAGGGAUAGUCACCUUGCAACGCAGAACUACUAGCAGCUCUGUGUGCCGCAGGGGGGGAGGUGGUGGGAGAUUCUCAGGUGGAGUAUGUGGUGGUGGGGGUGCUGGUGGUGGCUUUGGAAGUCGAAGUCUUGUGAACCUCGGUGGAAGCAAAAGUAUCUCCAUCAGUGUGGCCGGAGGAGGUGGACGUAGUGGUUUUGGUGGUGGUUAUGGCUUUGGGGGUGGUGGUUUCGGUGGUGGUGGAUUUGGGGGUGGUUUUGGCAGUGGUGGAUUGGGUAGUGGCUUUGGCAGAGGAGGUGGUUUUGGUGGAGGUGGUUUUGGUGGAGGUGGUUUUGGUGGAGGUGGUUUUGGGGGUGGUUUUGGGCCCGUCUGCCCCCCUGGUGGCAUACAGGAAGUCACCAUCAACCAGAGCCUUCUGCAACCUCUCAAUGUGGAGAUUGACCCUGAGGUCCAAAAAAUAAAGUCUCAAGAAAGGGAGCAAAUCAAGACACUCAACAACCAAUUUGCCUCCUUCAUUGACAAGGUGAGGUUCCUGGAGCAGCAGAACCAGGUGCUGCAAACAAAAUGGGAGCUGCUGCAGCAGGUAGAUACCUCCACCAGGACCCAAAACUUAGACCCCUACUUUGAGUCAUACAUCAACAAUCUUAGAAAGAGAUUGGACCAACUGAAGAGUGAUCAAUCUCGAAUGGAAUCAGAAUUGAAGAGCAUGCAAGACCUGGUGGAAGAUUACCGGAACAAGUAUGAGGAAGAGAUCAACAAACGGACAAAUGCAGAGAAUGAAUUUGUGACCAUCAAAAAGGAUGUGGAUGCUGCUUAUAUGAACAAGGUGGAACUUCAGGCCAAAGUUGACAACUUGCGCCAGGAAAUUGAUUUCCUCACAGCCCUCUACCAAAUGGAGCUGUCUCAGAUGCAGACGCAUAUCAGCGACACCAAUGUCAUCCUGUCCAUGGACAACAACCGCAGUCUGGACCUGGAUGGCAUCAUCGCUGAGGUCAAGGCCCAGUAUGAGGAGAUUGCUCAGAGGAGCAAGGCUGAGGCCGAGGCCCUGUACCAGAGCAAGUAUGAAGAGCUCCAGAUCACUGCUGGCAAACAUGGGGACAGUUUGCAAAAUUCAAAGAUGGAGAUUUCUGAGCUGAAUAGAAUGAUCCAGAGACUUAGAUCUGAAAUCGACAGUGUAAAGAAGCAGAUCUCUGCGCUGCAGCAGUCUAUCAGCGAUGCUGAGCAGCGGGGUGAGAAUGCCCUCAAAGAUGCCCAGGGCAAGCUGAACGAGCUGGAGGAUGCCCUGCAGAAGGCCAAGGAGGACCUGGCCCGCCUGCUGCGGGACUACCAGGAGCUGAUGAACACCAAGCUGGCCCUGGAUGUGGAGAUUGCCACCUAUAGGACCCUCUUGGAAGGAGAAGAAAGCAGGAUGUCUGGAGAGUGCGCCCCCAACGUGAGUGUGUCUGUGAGCACCAGCCACACCAGCAUCAGUGGAAGUAGUGGCCGAGGAGGCGGCGGUAGCUUCGGCUACAGCUCCUCUGGCGGUGGCAGCUAUGGCGGCGGCUCCGGAGGUGGCGGCUACGGCGGCGGCUCCGGAGGUGGCGGCUACGGCGGCGGCUCCGGAGGUGGCGGUGGAGGCAGCUACGGCGGCAGCAGCGGAGGACACAGAGGCGGUUCUGGAGGGGGCGGCGGCUCUGGAGGCAGGGGUUCCGCGGGCGGCGGCGUCUCCGGAGGCAGCUUCGGCUCCUCGGGAGGCCGGGGAUCCAGCUCUGGGGGCACGAAGACCUCCGGUGGCAGUUCCAGCGUGAAGUUUAUUUCUUCCAGCUAUUCCCGAGGGACCAGAUAA
Messenger RNA from Pteronotus mesoamericanus, 1887 nucleotides. RefSeq names its product keratin 1 (gene KRT1). Lineage: Eukaryota; Metazoa; Chordata; Mammalia; Chiroptera; Mormoopidae. Gene Ontology annotation, cellular component: keratin filament. The record is from RefSeq and is a predicted model, not a curated record. The transcript is spliced from 9 exons. Gene Ontology annotation, biological process: intermediate filament organization; keratinization. Bases 1 to 1887 code for a protein of 628 amino acids. Gene Ontology annotation, molecular function: structural constituent of skin epidermis.